AAUAAUUGAAAGUUAAUAAAUUAAGAAUCAAGUUAAAAUAUUUGAGCAACCAGUUCUCGGUUCGUGCGUGUUUACUUUUACUGUUGUUUUGUGAAAUUUUAAUUCUUUUGUAUGGCAAAUUGUUGAAUGGCGGCCACUGUUGGCCCCAAAAGGCACACCGUGAACGGAAUAAGAGCCAAUCUCAAUCCCAAUCCCAAUCAUAGUCAUAAUCACAACAACAGCGGUCAUUUAAAUAGUCAUCAAAGCAGUACAAACGCCAACGUCAACAACUGCUUUAGCAAUACCUCCAAUUCUCAACAAUUUGGUCAUAGAGCAGCAGUGCCCGUUGUUGCUGUUGCUCCUACGUCGCGUUCUCGUCCGCGUAUUUCAAUGAGCGUAUCAAUGUCACUAGUACAGGGAGGAGCUGCUGGCGGUGCCCCACAAGGUGCCAUUUUAGCUGCUGCAGCACCAUAUUAUCAACCGCCAGCUGUGCCACAGGAUGUACAGCCGGAUCGUCCCAUUGGCUAUGGCGCCUUCGGAGUAGUAUGGGCAGUCACAGAUCCACGCGAUGGACGACGCGUCGCACUCAAAAAGCUUCCAAAUGUCUUUCAGUCGCUGGUCUCAUCGAAACGAGUUUUCCGUGAAUUGAAAAUGCUCUGCUUUUUCAAGCAUGAAAAUGUACUCUCAGCAUUGGACAUUUUACAACCACCUCAUUUGGAUUUCUUCCAAGAAAUAUAUGUGAUAACCGAACUUCUUCAGUCAGAUCUCCAUAAGAUAAUCGUCUCGCCACAACAUCUCUCCGCCGAUCACAUUAAAGUGUUCCUCUACCAAAUAUUGCGCGGUCUGAAGUAUCUGCAUUCGGCGCGCAUACUCCAUCGUGACAUCAAGCCCGGCAAUCUGCUGGUCAAUUCGAAUUGUGUGCUGAAAAUAUGCGAUUUCGGUUUGGCGCGCGUCGAGGAGCCCGAUCAGGCCAAACAUAUGACACAAGAGGUCGUCACACAAUAUUAUCGUGCACCGGAAAUUUUAAUGGGUGCACGCCAUUACUCGUCGGCGGUGGAUGUUUGGUCGGUAGGUUGCAUUUUCGGUGAACUGCUCGGUCGUCGCAUUCUCUUUCAGGCACAGAAUCCCGUACAACAGCUGGAGCUGAUCACCGAGCUGCUGGGCACACCAUCCAUGGAGGAUAUGCGUCACGCCUGCGAUGGCGCCCGCUCACAUAUGCUGCGUCGCGCACCCAAGCUGCCAUCAUUUUCGGCGUUGUACACGCUCAGUUCGCAUGCGACGCACGAGGCGGUGCAUCUGCUGUGUCAAAUGCUUGUCUUCGAUCCGGAUAAGCGCAUCACAGUGACGGAUGCUCUGGCGCAUCCCUAUCUGGACGAGGGGCGUCUACGUUAUCACUCGUGCAUGUGCAAAUGCUGUUUCACUACCUCGGCCGGUAUGCGUCAAUACACGCCCGAUUUUGAGCCAUCAGCUGGUCAGCCAUUCGAUGAUCUGUGGGAGCGUAAAUUGACAUCGGUGCAGCAAGUUAAAGAGGAAAUGCACAAAUUCAUAGCGGAGCAACUGCAAACGGGACGCGUGCCACUUUGUAUAAAUCCGCAAAGUGCGGCCUUCAAAAGUUUUGCUAGAUACGUUGAGCAAGUUAGGAAAUUGCGGAAAGAGCGCAACAUGCGAAAUCCCAUCGGCAUAACGCUCAUGCAACAGCUGGAGAUCGAUCGACGUCAACAACAGCAACUUGAUCUUGAUGCGGCGCUUAAGUCCAUUAUGUAUACGCCGUCAUCGUUAGCGGACUCACCACCACCCAUUGCGAGCAAUGCAAGCACACCGUCCUGCAUCAAAUUGCCCAGCUUCAGUUCAUUCGACUAUAGUACACCGCCAACACAUAAGAAGCCCGUGUCUCCGCUGAUGGACUCAUUCGAUUUCACGCUAAAUCUGACCUUGUGCUGGCAGAGCGAAGAUGAAGGAACGGAUUCUGCCGAUGAGUCCACGGGUAGUGGCUCGUGAUUGCCAAUCGGUUGUGUGUGUGUGUGUUUGUGCGUUUUAAUGACAUUUAUGCCAUUGCAACAUCUUGAAUGACAACACAGCGCGUCUAGUGCAACUAUGAACUCGUCGAGCACAACAACAACAUUUUUAUUUACAUUGUAUUGUUUGAAGCGGCGUUGCAGCUCAGCAAAUUAGCAACAACAAGAAAUUUAUUCAACCACUAUCUGUCUGCAUACAACAAAUGAAAUCUCUGAAUUAGUUCAACUGUAGCGCAUCCUUCCGAAUUGCCGCCAUCGCCGCACCAAUGGGAAUGACGGCAAAAUGAGGCCAUAGCCGCCUAAAAGUAGAUACUAAUUAACUACAAAUAAUAAAUACAACAAAAACAACAACAACAAAACAGCCAACAAUACCACCCAUCUUAACCAAAUUCUUUUCAUUUAAAUUUAAUUAAUGUAAACACAAAAGCAACAAAGAAAAGCUGCGAAAAUUAAGGAUAGCCAAUAUGAGCAGGAGGCUGGCAGCAGCGGAUGCAGCUGGAACAACAGCAACGCAGUAAGAUCGAUUAGAGCGAGAUAUGCAGCAGCAGCAGCGACAGAGAACCAGAGAGUGACAGCGACAAAUAUAAUUAUAAUUAUAAUAAAAUAAUGUUAAUAGACUCGUAAUAUUUAAGGAUAAAGCAACGAUUUUAAUUUUUAAGUUCAAUGUGCACCAGCAUACGAAGAAUAUGCAACUAAGAGGGAUGCAACACUUUCGAGAAAGUGCAACAAAGCAGGAAAACACAAGCGAGGCGCGGAGAGGCGGAAAAAGAACAGCGCACGAUACUGACUAUUAGGAAUAUAAAUGUAAAUUAAAUGGAAUGUCUAAGGGGCAACAUGAUAAAUAAGAAGAAGAACAACAAGUUAUAGGGGAAAAUAAAUAUGAUAAAUUAGAAGCAGAAGUGAAUGGCGAGGAGAAACACACUAAUCAUUCCAUCACCACCGAGCAAACACAAAACAAAGCAAACACAAUGCGAGCGGGCAACAAGAUUCCUGCACGUAACAGACGAUGUGAGGCGAGUAACGGGACAAGACGAGUGAACCGAACGUUUAGAGCAACACUAGUCGUCAAAGAGGGAAGCGGGAUUGAUAGAAAAAUAAUAUUAAAUGUAGCAACAACAUUUGCAGCGAACAACAGAGCAGCAUGAAAAGCGCUGCCGAAGAUACUGGAAGCACGAAGGAGCUGCUUGCAGUUAAAAGGUGGCAAUACGGUGUGUCAGCACACUUGUGCGGCCAGAAAAUGCAGUCAGGGCGACUGCACAACUUAGAUGCAACGUGGAAGAAAAGCGUAGACAAAUAUAAGGGAGAUAAAGGCAACACUUGCGCUCCUGCGGUCUGCGCGAGCCACGCACGAAUCGAAGCAGUUAAAAGAGGUUGCAGAAUAUGAAAAAGAAAGAAG
Messenger RNA from Bactrocera tryoni, 3390 nucleotides. It is a transcript of the gene nmo, whose product is annotated as serine/threonine-protein kinase NLK2. NCBI's taxonomy places the organism in Eukaryota, Metazoa, Arthropoda, Insecta, Diptera, Tephritidae. Gene Ontology annotation, cellular component: nucleus; cytoplasm. The transcript has 8 exons. The record is from RefSeq and is a predicted model, not a curated record. Gene Ontology annotation, biological process: intracellular signal transduction; protein phosphorylation. Gene Ontology annotation, molecular function: MAP kinase activity; ATP binding. The coding region runs from base 127 to 1977 and encodes 616 amino acids.